UCUUCUUUUACCUUGACAGCCAUGGACGAUCAUCAACCGGGAAAACUGGGCCGACUCGCUUUGAAAGUGAUGUCUGAGCAUUCUCUCAUUUACAAAUUAUUCUUUGGUCCUGAUCCAUACCGUGUCCGAUGGAAGGUGAUCAUGCUGUUCUUGACCCUGCUUAUCAUCAAUGUGGUGGUCUGGGUGGUGGCAGUUAUUGUGUAUAAACCCUAUCCUGCCAUGUUGGGCACGGCCGCAAUCGCUUAUGUCUUUGGUCUUCGACACGCCGUCGAUGCAGAUCAUAUUUCGGCCAUUGAUAAUGUCACCCGUAAACUGCUCAACGAGAACCAACGACCUGUGUGUGUGGGUCUUUUCUUUUCCCUUGGCCAUUCGACCGUGGUUUUCAUCGCCGCUAUUGUGCUGGCUGCAAUUGGUGGGGCGGUCAAGGACUUUGAACAAUUCCAGAAAUACGGUGGCAUUGUGGGCACAUCGAUUUCCAUUGCUUUCUUGACGUUAAUUGCCAUCCUAAAUACCAUCGUUCUUGUCGGUGUGGUGAAAACGUUGCGUCGUGUCAAGCGUGAAGGCGUCUAUACCGAAAUGGACAUUGAAGAAUUUUUGAGUAACCGUGGUCUUCUUGGCCGAUUCUUCCGCCCCUUGUUCCGAUUCAUCGACGCUUCGUGGAAAAUGUACCCUCUCGGAUUCUGUUUCAGUAUUGGUUUCGAUACCUCGACCCAGAUUAUCGUCUUGGGUAUCACUGCCACCCAAGCUGCUCAAGGCAUGUCCAUGUGGCUCGUCAUUAUUCUCCCUCUCUUAUUUGCCAGCGGCAUGGCGUUGAUCGACUCCCUCGACAGUUUACUGAUGCUGUUCACUUAUACCUGGGCUUACGUGAAUCCUGUUCGCAAACUGUAUUACAAUCUCACGAUUACCAGUAUCAGUGUGGUGGUGGCGGUGAUUGUGGCUCUGAUUGAAUUCUUUUCCCUGAUUGCCGAUGAGCUCGAGCUCGAGAAUGGCUGGUGGGAGUUUUGGCAGACGUUGGCGGAUAACUUUGAAUGGAUCGGUGUGGCGAUUAUUGGUGCCUUUAUUGUGACCUGGGUUGCGACGGCCGCGAUCUACCGUUUGUUUGGUUACCACCAUUUGGAAAAACAAUUCGAUGCCCAAAACCCAGACGAGAAAUUGCGAAUCAAGCAAAACGGCAUGAUCAUCCUCAAACCAGGAGCCCCCAACGAUAAAUUCGCACAUGACGAAGAAGCCGCCGCCCAAAAACUCGAGAUCAACCAGUCCCACUCUGCUCCCAUGACGGAAAAAGUGGAAGCAGACGCUCACAAAGCCUAGUUUUUCUUUUCAAAUACCACCUACAUAGAUUAUCUACACUUUACGAACUCCCCUCGCAGACUACUAUCCAUUCAUUUAACCUAAUUUACAAUCCAUCAUCCAAUAAACUAUUUAUUCUUUUUGCACAGG
Messenger RNA from Radiomyces spectabilis, 1440 nucleotides. Its product is annotated as high-affinity nickel-transport protein-domain-containing protein. The transcript is spliced from 3 exons. NCBI's taxonomy places the organism in Eukaryota, Fungi, Mucoromycota, Mucoromycetes, Mucorales, Radiomycetaceae. The record is from RefSeq and is a predicted model, not a curated record. Gene Ontology annotation, cellular component: plasma membrane. Gene Ontology annotation, molecular function: nickel cation transmembrane transporter activity. The coding region runs from base 22 to 1311 and encodes 429 amino acids. Gene Ontology annotation, biological process: nickel cation transmembrane transport.